AUGGGGAUUUCUUCUCACAUUGUCUUCCUCAUAUCUCUCCUUGCAGGCGCAUUUUCCCAAGCAUACAAUGCUACUAUCGCCAUGGCUAUAGAAGACAAAAACGAUCUUUGUGUUAUUUUAUUUGAUGGCGAUCGAGUCACACCAAAACAAUGGGACGAGAUGCUUCGCAUUGGUGACGAAGUGGACAGAUUGUACCUCGUAGAUAGGCAGGUUCACGGCAAUGAAGACAUCUUCAUGGGAGAGGAGCACUUUGAGCCGAUCUUCUUCAUUUUCUUCCGGGAAGAAGGCCGGGCAGAACGUAUGCCCUAUUCGUUUAGCUACUUCAAUGCCCUGAACUUCUACUAUAGUAAUUUCAACAUGGGGUAUUCAUCAAUGGUGCGCAAUGUUACCAACGUUGAUCAAAUCCCAGAGAUCUAUGCACGAAUGCAAAAGAAAAUGCUUCCAGCAGUCCGUGCUUCACGUAGGAAGCUCGCUGCAGGUGUUUCGGUCCCACCUACUGACCCUACAUUUCACCCGCCCGUCCUACUCUUAUUAGAUUCUAGUGAUCCGCAAGUGGAGUCACGCACUGCAGAGAUAUGGUACUUUUACAAGCAAGCAGCCACCACAAACUCAAACCGGGCGACAUAUCUGGUCUAUGACUGCUAUGACCCCUCUUCAGAGUCUCGGCUCCAGCCAUGGUGCAAUCAGAUGGGCAUAAAGGCGUACCCCAGUCUCUUCAUGUUCUAUCAGAACACCUGGUACCCGUAUGUUGGUGCAUUCACCGGCACCUAUUUAGAGGCGUGGAUGACUGAGAUCUGCACUACCAUGUUCGAGGAUGUUGAUGACUAG
Messenger RNA from Giardia duodenalis, 828 nucleotides. RefSeq lists its product as uncharacterized. The transcript has a single exon. The record is from RefSeq and is a predicted model, not a curated record. Lineage: Eukaryota; Fornicata; Diplomonadida; Hexamitidae. The coding region runs from base 1 to 828 and encodes 275 amino acids.